This is a messenger RNA of Physella acuta, 1315 nucleotides long. RefSeq lists its product as uncharacterized. NCBI's taxonomy places the organism in Eukaryota, Metazoa, Mollusca, Gastropoda, Physidae. The record is from RefSeq and is a predicted model, not a curated record.
ACAGAUAGACACGACGCCUACUAAUCUGGUGAUAGGUCUAACAAAAAAACUAGAGGUCAAGUGUCAAAGUUCAGCAGACACAAACUCAAACAUGGCGAGUUUAAUUUCUAUGAUAAUCUCCCGUACUAGCCGGAUGGACAAUCUUACGUCACAUAAAGAACUGGCCAUCAUUAACGUUUUUAAUCAGAACGGUCACCCAGUGGAUAUCUCCAAUGAGAAUAUCACAAUUUCGGGAAAACUUGACAACACCGGUGUUUCAUACUUAAAUCUAGUUUGGGAAAACCCGGACGCUUCUAAAGCUGGAGACUACAGAUGUGAAGCCAACGGUGUCGACGUCAUGGGACAUCCGGUGAUUCAUACCAACAACACAUCAGUAACCUCAAUAAUUCCAGACGAUGGUUACAUGGUCAGUCAAGUAUUCGAUUUGACCGAUAAACUUAACCAAAUCAACUCGCAAGUAGAACAUCUUGUACGAAUAAACAACAUCAGAGACGAAAAACUCGAACUAAUCAAAAGAACAAUUUUCAACAUUUCUUCAUCAUUCAACGGCAGACGAUAUUUCCUUUCCCCUAUUCUUAACGCCAUUAUCGACAAACACGCUCUAGCAAUGUGCCAACUCUAUAACGGCUACCUCGCUGAGAUCGACUCCAGCACUGAAUACCAGUUCAUCGUGGACUUUGUCUUCACCGACCCCCGGAUGAACAGCGUCCUCAUCGGCGCCACAGACGAGACCCAAGAGGGCGUCUGGGUCAACAGGCACACCCAGACGCCCGCGAACUACACCAAGUGGGCCUACGACUACCCGACCGUCUCAAGGGAAGAUAACUGCUUGUAUAUUUGGUCACAUGACGCCGAGAUGGUGGAUGGUAAAUGUCAGGCCGUGUCAGAAGGUUACAAGUUUUUUGUCGGGUACCUGUGUGAGGUGCCGGAUUAGCACUGCGGGGUGUAAAAACUUGUUUUAAUAUAGGUCUCUUCAUCGUGUGUUUUUUUUCAAAACCCCAUGCAGUUAGCGUGGAUAGAGCCUUCUGUCCGCCCAUGCACCAUAGCGAAAUAUAUCCACUUUCAUUUUGUUAUAGAAAUAAUUAAUUAAUAUAAUAUAUAUUUAUCUAUAUAUUCACUACAGAACCCAUACAAAGAAAAAUAAUAUGCAGUGUUGGUAAUAUAACCCACUGCAUCUUUACACUACUUAAUCAUCGUUUAUUAAUCCAAUCAUUAUAAUUUGUGUUUAACUCUAUAUUCUAAACAUUGUGUAAUCGGUGUUUCUGGGUCACUAUUAUGCGAUAUAUACAUCUCUAAUGAGCAUUUUAAAGCUAUG